AUGGCGUGGUGGUUGUUGGAUGGAGAGUGGCGCCAGUUUCUCGCUCGGCCGCGCCAGUGCCUUACACCUGUUGUCACGGGCUGGGCGGGGCGCGGCGCGGUGCCGCCACGGCCUUGCGCCAGAGCGGAGCAGGGACCGCGGCUAGUGGAGCGCGACGCCUGCGGCGGCCGCCGCGGGUCCACAGCCGCCGGCAGUCCGCAGUCUGUACAGUGUCGCAGGGCCGCCAACAUGACGUCGCCGCCGCUGCUGCUGCUGCUGUUGCCGCUACCCUGGGUAGCCCUGGCCGUGGACCUGGGAGCUUUCCACGAGGCAGUCCCUGCGCUGGUGCAGAACCCGGAACUGGAACGCGCACGCGUGACGCCGCCGGGGCCGCGGGCCGCUCCAGAGACGGUGACCGCCGAGGUGGAGUCGCUGCUGGAGCCACCGCCGGACGUGGGGCCGGCAGCGGACGCUGGAGCCGACCUGGAGGCCGGCCGGGUGCGGCCCGGAGGACACAAGCAGGAAAUGAUGCACGGACUCCGAGACCGCUACGCCGCCUCACACGUUGGCAGACACCACGACAUGAACAAUGAGGUCAACGCCAGGAGACAAGCCCACCGUCUGUCUGAAGUUGAGGACCUGCAAGGCAAGCCGAUAGUCAGUGGCGGUCUAACCGCCGACGUCGAAACCGUACCACAAUCAGUGGUUAGCGACGGGAACGACAAACCCUCUACCCCGAGUAUUGACGAUGAUAAUGACUUCCUGAGAGAGGAUGGAUGGAAACCAAAGUCAUCACAAAAGGCGGCAGUCCUUGGGGAACAUAGUGUCAAUGCCAAGAACGUAACAGCAGAGCUGACGAGUGGCACAAACAAUAAAUCAACUACUCGCAACAGUGCCAACAGUGAUGACGACAACGACUUCCUCAGAAGUGACACAUGGGAAACUAAAGCCCCACACAAGGCGGAUGACCUUGGAGAACCUAAUGCCGUAACAACACAGGACGUGAGUGAUAGAGACAGCAAAACUCCCCCUCACAACAGCGAUAAUAGCGAUGACAACAACGAUUUCCUAAGAGAUGACUCAUGGGAGCCGAAGCCGGCGCCAGAAGUGAAGGCUAGGGACGACAAGUCCUCCGCUCCUGCCGUUGGCAACAACGAAGGUGACGAUUUUCUCAGAGAUGACACACCAGAGGCGGUGGCACACAAGGUAUCAGCAACAGGCGAAACUAGCAGAGACAACAAAGCGUCUGCUCCACCCUUUGGUAACAAUGUUGACGACAAUGACUUCCUCAAAGAUGACUCACUGGAGACGGUGAUCCGUAAGCCAGUUGCCGCUGAAGUCAACACUGGUAGCGAACCAGCACCAAACGUGAAUGGCGCGAAUGAGAAGUCUUCUGGUGACAGCGGUCGUAAGAGCGAUGAUGACAACGACUUCCUCAGAGAAGACGACUUGCAGUCGAAACCUCACCCUGCUGGUCAAGCUAGCCUCGAUGCCGACGUCGAGAGAGUACCAUCAUCGGGAGCCCGUGGCAGAGACGACAGCUCCUCCGCUCACAGGGACGGUAACGACGUUGACGACAAUGACUUCCUCAGAGACGACGCAGUGGAGGUGGAGCCACAGCAGUAUGAACCAGCUGUCCGUGGAGGCCGCAAUGCUGACGCGGAUGCUGCUUAUGAUGACGAGGAUGAAUCACCAAAUGAUAGUCCUCAGGGUAGCCACGCACCAGAGGACCACGUGAGAAGUAACAGGGAAGAGGACACCGACGAUCGAGACGGUGAGCACGGAGAAGGCGCCGGCGAUCGACACGAUGAAGACAAAGACGGCGGCGAAGAGGGCGGCAGCGACGGGGCCGGAGACGGGAGGAAAGGAGGCGAGGACGACCUGGCGUGGGCGGGCCGCCGCCCCCUGGACGGCACCGACUGGCCCAAGUGGGCGGGCGGAGACGGGCCGCACGGCAGCAUGCCGCCCAGGUACAGCGGCGGCGGCGGCGGCGGCUUCGGUUACAGCCUGGGGGACGGCGAGAAACUGCCGGACGAGGAGCGUUACCAGCGCCAAGCACCCUCGUCCACACACCAGGGAGGCCCUUGGGUACAGCAGUGGCUGGCGCGCAGCGCAGGCGCCGGAGCGGGAGGCGAAAGGAAGGCCGCGGAGGCGGUGGGGGCGGCGCGGGCGGCGGCGGCGGAGGCGGCGCGCAGGGCGGCGCACCGCAGCAGCUUCCGCCGCGGCUGGCGCGGAUCGGAUUUAGACUGUGUUAACCGUGGUUUCCUCAUGCAAAAAUUGAAAUAUGCAAAUCUUGCUCUUUGUGCAAAUGGAACAAGUAUAGGAACAAAAAAUGGUACUACUGGUCUUAUAGAAAAGACGGGUGAUGAAGUAUUUGAAAACAUCAACAAAUACUUGAAAACUAAUGUUACAUUAACAGAUUUUGGUAUUUUCAGACGUGCAUAUAAUCCAAUGAAGAAACGCGUUGUAGCGCCCGAAAAUCACAGAGAAAGAUGUCACAAUUGGGCUUGGAUGCAAACAUACGAGAAACCGGGUCGUUCAAGCCGCAAAGACUUGUUCGCGCUGCAGAAUUUGAUGCGAUACCGUUCAGUCAUGUGGCAGCAGAUUCCUCAAUAA
Molecule: messenger RNA, 2595 nt
Organism: Schistocerca piceifrons (Central American locust)
Lineage: Eukaryota; Metazoa; Arthropoda; Insecta; Orthoptera; Acrididae
Exons: 9
Coding region: 1-2595 (864 amino acids)
Source: RefSeq, a predicted model, not a curated record